AUGUUCGCCUCACGUCUCUCCAGAGCUCUUCCCCGAGCUACCCCCUUGGCCGCUCGCCAGGCCGCCUUCAGAGCCCCUUUGGCAUCCAGAUUCGCCCGCUUCGAAUCGACUGCCGCCGAGGGUGAACAGAAGGUUCAGGGUUCCGUCAUUGGUAUCGAUCUCGGUACCACUAACUCUGCCGUCGCCAUCAUGGAGGGCAAAGUCCCUCGCAUCAUUGAGAACUCCGAAGGUGCCCGCACAACUCCCUCCGUCGUCGCUUUCGCCGAGGAUGGUGAGCGCCUUGUUGGUGUCGCCGCCAAGCGCCAGGCCGUCGUCAACCCCGAGAACACUCUCUUCGCUACCAAGCGUUUGAUCGGUCGCAAGUUCACCGACGCUGAGGUUCAGCGCGACAUCAAGGAGGUCCCUUACAAGAUUGUCCAGCACAGCAAUGGCGACGCCUGGGUCUCUGCUCGCGACCAGAAGUACUCUCCCUCUCAGAUUGGUGGCUUCGUCCUCAACAAGAUGAAGGAGACCGCCGAGGCCUACCUCUCCAAGCCCAUCAAGAACGCCGUCGUCACUGUCCCCGCUUACUUCAACGAUGCCCAGCGCCAGAGCACCAAGGAUGCUGGCCAGAUUGCCGGCCUCAACGUCCUCCGUGUUGUCAACGAGCCUACCGCCGCCGCUCUCGCCUACGGUCUUGAGAAGGAGGCUGACCGUAUUGUCGCUGUCUACGAUCUUGGUGGUGGUACAUUCGAUAUCUCUAUCCUUGAGAUUCAGAACGGUGUCUUCGAGGUCAAGUCCACCAAUGGUGACACCCACCUUGGUGGUGAGGAUUUCGAUAUUCACCUGGUCCGUCACAUGGUUGCCGACUUCAAGAAGACCUCUGGCCUCGACCUCUCUGGUGACCGCAUGGCUAUCCAGCGUAUCCGUGAGGCUGCUGAGAAGGCCAAGAUCGAGCUUUCCUCCUCUCUGCAGACCGACAUCAACCUUCCUUUCAUCACUGCUGACGCUUCCGGUCCUAAGCACAUCAACAUGAAGCUUAGCCGUGCUCAGCUGGAGAAGAUGGUUGACCCUCUCAUCACCCGUACUAUUGAGCCCGUUCGCAAGGCUCUCAAGGAUGCCAACCUCCAGGCCAAAGAGAUUCAGGAGGUCAUCCUCGUCGGUGGCAUGACCCGUAUGCCUAAGGUUGCUGAGUCCGUCAAGGGCAUCUUCGGUCGUGAUCCCGCCAAGUCGGUCAACCCCGACGAGGCUGUUGCCAUUGGUGCCGCUAUCCAGGGUGCUGUCCUCUCUGGUGAGGUCAAGGACCUUCUUCUGCUCGAUGUUACUCCCCUCUCUCUCGGUAUUGAGACCCUCGGCGGUGUCUUCACUCGUCUGAUCAACCGCAACACCACCAUCCCCACCAAGAAGUCCCAGGUCUUCUCCACCGCUGCUGAUUUCCAGACUGCUGUCGAGAUCAAGGUCUACCAGGGUGAGCGUGAGCUCGUCAAGGACAACAAGCUCCUCGGCAACUUCCAGCUCGUCGGUAUCCCCCCUGCCCACCGUGGCGUUCCCCAGGUUGAGGUUACUUUCGAUAUUGACGCCGACUCUAUCGUCCACGUUCACGCCAAGGACAAGUCCACCAACAAGGACCAGUCUAUCACCAUUGCCUCUGGCUCUGGUCUCUCUGACAACGAGAUCCAGCAGAUGGUUGAGGACUCGGAGAAGUAUGCCGAGGCUGACAAGGAGCGCAAGCUUGCCAUCGAGGCUGCCAACCGCGCCGACUCUGUCCUCAACGAUACUGAGCGUGCCCUGAACGAGUAUGCCGACAAGCUCGACAAGACCGAGGCCGAUGGUAUCAAGGAGAAGAUCACUGCCCUCCGUGAGUUCAUCGCCAAGAGCCAGUCCGGCGAGGGCGAGGCCACUGCCACCGAAAUCAAGGAGAAGACAGACGAGCUCCAGGUUGCCAGCCUGAAUCUUUUCGACAAGAUGCACAAGGCCCGCAACGAGGCCAACUCUGGUGAGCAGGCUUCUGGUGAGCAGCAGUCGACCGAGGGCGAGAAGAAGGAUGAGAGCAAGCCUUAA
Cordyceps fumosorosea ARSEF 2679 is the source of this 2040-nucleotide messenger RNA. Its product is annotated as heat shock 70 kDa protein. NCBI's taxonomy places the organism in Eukaryota, Fungi, Ascomycota, Sordariomycetes, Hypocreales, Cordycipitaceae. Bases 1 to 2040 code for a protein of 679 amino acids. Gene Ontology annotation, biological process: protein refolding; cellular response to unfolded protein. Gene Ontology annotation, cellular component: cytoplasm; mitochondrion. The transcript has 3 exons. Gene Ontology annotation, molecular function: heat shock protein binding; misfolded protein binding; ATP-dependent protein folding chaperone. The record is from RefSeq and is a predicted model, not a curated record.